This is a messenger RNA of Culex quinquefasciatus (southern house mosquito), 4469 nucleotides long. RefSeq lists its product as uncharacterized. The transcript has 4 exons. The record is from RefSeq and is a predicted model, not a curated record. Gene Ontology annotation, biological process: regulation of transcription by RNA polymerase II. NCBI's taxonomy places the organism in Eukaryota, Metazoa, Arthropoda, Insecta, Diptera, Culicidae. The coding region runs from base 924 to 3542 and encodes 872 amino acids. Gene Ontology annotation, cellular component: nucleus. Gene Ontology annotation, molecular function: RNA polymerase II cis-regulatory region sequence-specific DNA binding; DNA-binding transcription factor activity, RNA polymerase II-specific.
GUUUCCAAGCGACCGCCGAGCUGCCCAGUUGACUCGGAGCGGCGUGCGUGCGUGAUUUUGCUUGUGAAAAUUUUGCGAUUAAUCGGUGACCGACACCUGUGGGCAGUGAAUUGGGCUCUUUUUUAUACACGUGUUCAAUACGAGAGUCCUUGAAGUGUUUUGGUCGUCAUUUCCUAAGCCUAUGUUCAAGAGUUGGAAUGCAGUGCAGUUGCAGUUUUAAGCAUUUCGAAAGGAAGUUGUGUGAUCAAGUGUUGCUCAGAUGAAAAGCUCAUAUAACAAACCACCACACUACCAUAAAACCACCACAGAAAAGUGCACAGAGUGAACGGAGUGAAGGAGAAAAAAAAGAAUUAAUAAUUGCCACGUUAAAUAAUUUUCCGCGAGCCCAUAGUUGAAGCGUGGCAGAAGUAGAAGAAGAAGCAGUUGAGCGCCCCGCGAGUGUUUUAAACGUGUAGAGAAAAAGUGUUGAUUUAUUUCGGUGUAACCGCCGAUUUUUGGGCCAUAGUGAAAAUGUGCCCCCCAAGCGUGUCCAGUGGAAUCGACCAGCAGCAGCUGAUAUUGGCCAACUGUUGUGGUGGCGGUGGAAUAGUUACCAACCAUUAAAUAAAAAAUAAACUUCAAACGUUGAUCAAAUUGCAAUUUUCGGUGGUUGUGGACCCUUGAGUUUGGGGAGUUUUCCAAAAGAGGAAAAAACGAAAGAAGAAAAACCGCAACGCAGAGCUUGGUGCGAUCCACCCCUUCGGAGAUCGGAUCUUGGCUGCUAGAGCGGGCUUUACACAACUGGUCGUAACGAAUCAACGGUGCCUGCUGAUUCAUAAAACAACAGCAUCUGAGGAAGAAAGUAGCGAGUAGCUAGUGGAGCUAAUCGUCAUCGGCGUCGACAAAUUAAAAGAAAAAAACUAGAUUGUCCAAAAUACGCAACCAUGGAUAGCGUUAUGAGCGAUUUGCUCCUAAAUCCGGAGGAGUGGCCCGCCAACCCGGACGACUUCAUGGACCUGUUCCAGCUGGACACGAACCUGCUGUUCAGCGAGUCCAGCAACGGUGGCUCGCCGGACGCCGGCAUGAACGACAUCUCGUCCAGCUUGAUCAGCAACCUGCAGAACGGAUUCAGCAGCAGCAGCUCGUACGCAACGGGCGAGCUCGGCAUGAUGGCCAACCUGGGUCUGCCCGAGCAGGCCAUGUCGCCGCUUUCGUCGCUCAGCUCGGACCAGGAGUUCCACGGCUUUCCGGGCAGCUCGGCCGGCUCGCUGGAGGACGACGGCGAGGACGAGUUUAUGGGCGAUGCGUCGCCGGAGAUGGCCGCAGCCGUUGUGCCGGCGGUCGCGGUAGAACAGCCGGCGGUGACGACCAUCAAGAUGGACCUGCUGGAAGACGACGGGAUGGCCGAGUUUAACGAGUUUGAGAGGUGUGUUGCCGAGCAGCAACAGCAGCAGCAGCUGCUGCAAGGCGCGCUAUCGUCGGCCGCGUCCGACAGUGGGCUGUCGAGCGAUAACUUGGACUUUGGCACGGACUACGAAGCCCUCAGCCCGGCUGUGUCGUCGCCGGGGCCAUCGAUCAGCGAACGUGGCGGUCAAAACUCCCCGCCGCGAUACAUAAAGCAAGAACCGAUCCAGAACCAGCAGAUCAUCGUCCAGCAGCCGCAAACGGUGACCGCCGUCAUGUCCAAGGCGGGCAGCAAGGUCUACCAGACGGUCAAGACGGUCAUCAGCAACGGUGCCCAGCAGCUCAAGAAGGCAGCUCCGACGACAGCCAAGGUGAUUGUCGAGAAGGCCCAGCCGGACUUUGAGCCGACGGUGGCCACCAACAUCACCGCCGGUGGAGGGUUGGUUUUGAGCAAGGAUCAGCUGCAGACGACCCAGCUAGUCAACGGCAAGGAGGUCAAAAUAUACCGCGUUGCAACGGCCAAGGCCGGCCAAACGGUCGCGAACAAUAUGAAUAAAAAAGUUACCCUUCAGCUGAAGAACGGUUCGAUGACGACGGGCAAGUCCGGUGGGACCGUCUUCCUGAACAACAAGAACGUCGUGUUGACGUCUGGGGGUGCCGCCAACGGGGUGCGUAAAAUCAUUCGUGUCCAGCAGCAACAGCAGCAGAACGGUCGUUCCAUUUUGGUGCCCGUUUCGAUUCAGGACUUGCGAACCAUCAAGAUUGUCAACCCAGCGAACUUGAAGGCCAAGUCUGCCAACAUCAAGCUGGCCGCCGCGAACCUGCUGCAGCAGUCCAAGCAAGGACUCAUCCAGAAGAACGUCGUCCUCAGCAAGGAGCAGCUCGUGAUGGACGAUGGCGGCAGCGACACCGCGCCCAACUCGGACAACGAGAGUUUCGUCUUCGAGGACAUUAUGCAGCAGAGCAAUUCGGUUAUCGAGCAGGUCCAGAAGCAGCAGCAUCAUCACCACUCUCUGGUUAGCGAUUCCGACGCCGAAGACCUGGACGACGACCUGGAUGGGGACGACGGGAUGAGCCUAAACGGCGGGAAGACCGCUUCCGGCGCCUACCAAAAGUUGGUUCUCACCGCGGAAGAGAAGCGCCUGCUUUCGAAGGAAGGAAUUUCGCUGCCGACGAGCUACCCGCUAACCAAGCACGAAGAGCGCGAGCUGAAGCGAAUUCGGCGAAAGAUCCGCAACAAGAUUUCCGCCCAGGACUCGCGCAAACGCAAGAAGGAGUACGUCGACGGGUUGGAAGAAAGGGUCAAACAGUGCACCGAGGAGAACCAGACGCUGCUGAAGCGCAUCAAGAUCCUGCAAAGCCAGAACCACGAUCUCAUGAGCCAGAUGAAGAAGAUCCAGUCACUGCUGACCAAGGGCACCGGCAAGACGACACAACCGGCCACCUGUCUGAUGGUGCUACUGCUGAGCAUGGCCCUCGUUGCCGUCCCGAACCUGAAACUUGGCGGAACCCAGCAACAGCAGAACAUCCAGGACUCGAUCGAAAUGGCCGAACUGCUGCAGGAUGCCGCCACCGAGAAGACCCAGGUCCAGACGCCCCAGGCCCAAAGUCGGCGCUCGCUUCUGUUCGACACCAAGGAACAGCUCGGUGACGCACUGGUCGACGAAGAGAUCAACUUCGAUGAAAUCAUGGCCUUCAACGUCAACUCGCUGAUCGCCAACGAGCACGAUUACACGUCCGAGGAGGAACCGCCCAAGGCCAAAAAGGCCAAGACGCACUCCCUCGUUGAGUACGACGUGGACGAUGACGUCUGGAACGGCAGCAGCAAGAUGCGCAUCAAGCUGGAAGCCGAAGAAACGCUGUUCAACCAGAAGGCGGCCCAGUUCCAGCGCGAGUUCGAGCAAACCGUUGCCAGCAGCGAACACAGCUCCGGGUUCAACAUAAAAUCCGAAGUGAUCGUCGAUCGCGAUCUGCUGGAGUCGGUGAAAAAUUCUCCCGAACUCUACUCGUCGACGGUUUUCGCCAAGGAUGGCCACACGAUUGAACUGUUGGCGGCCGCCGGAGGCCAACUCUCGUCGGACGUUGAGGAAGCAAACCAGAAGCUGAACGCCUCCCAACAAAUCCAGCAACAAAACAACAAACGAAAGCUGCUGCUUUAAAUUAUUUGCAUGCAUGUUUAUUUUCAAACCUUGGGCUGUUGAUUCUAUGUGUACAUAAAACUUCAUUUCCAUAAGAGUAGUUGUAGGGAAAAACAAAAAUUAAGAAAUCAAGUUUAUUUCUUAAGUUCUGCAUGUGGUGUAUUCAAUUAAAGAAUUGAUGCAUUUUUUUUAAAAUAAAACUGUUGACACGUGUAUCGUCCAAACUUUACAUUUCAAGCGAAAAAAACAGCCACAUUUAGUAUUGAGACGUACUGGUAUGAAAUUGGAAAUUUCCAUCUCUAGUUAAUAUCUUUAGAAUGAACACAAAAUAUAAAAAUUAUAUCUGUUAUACUUUAUUGUUGCUUGUUUCCCACCCCCUUCUUUUUAAGUUUAAAAAAGUAAUCAAUUUUGUGCAAUUUUAUGUUUCUUCCUCCCCCAAACUGUAUACUGUUAAAAGCAAACUCUAAACUGCUUCUUGUGCUAAGGUUAAAACACAUUUUCUUGAUCACCUACGUUACUUUAGUAUCAUCACACACUGUUAAGACAAGAAUAAAAAAACGCACGGGGAAUCAAAUUUAAAGCUAUAUCUAAACUAUAACGUUUAAAUCUAAUAAUGAUGAAGAUGAGAGUAACUAAUGUAAGGUAACUUUUUUUUUUGUUAAUCAAUAAACAAGUGCACACAUUAGGCACCAUCCAUCAACACCCCCUCUCUCUUGCGGUAGCAGAUCGAUUCCUAUUGAACUUGAUGAUUUCUCCCUGGUCCUGGCAUGUUAUUAAGCAAAUUUAUGUCCGAUACAACGCAGAAUACCGAGAAGCAAAAUUUGAUAAAUGAUGAAGUAUGUAAGGCUACACUGUUUGUUGUAACAAGGCAGAUAGAAAGAUGUACACCCCACACACUAUUAUACAAUAGCAUUAAAAUAAUAUAUUCUAUUGCUGUAUAAAACAGUA